AUGAAUAGUGACAUCAAAUACAGAAUAUUGAUUGCCUGGUGUACAUUCGUCCUCAUUAUUUUUCAACAAAAUGUUCGUUCGGAAAAAAUUACUUUCCAGAAAGAAAACUACACACCAGAUUAUUCAUUCUACCACAAUGUGACUAGCAUUGUUUCUCAUAUGACAAAAAUUGUGAAUAAAUAUGGUAAAUAUAUUAAUCUGAAAGAUGAAUUUAGGUCAAAAGCUGGCCACUCACAGCUCGUUAUUAGAAUAUCAAAUUUCACAUCAGAAAAAUCUGGCAGAGAUAAAGUUCAGAUUUUAUUUGCCUUUGGUGAGCAUGCCAGGGAAUUCUUCCCAGUUGAAAGUAUGUUUUAUUUCCUGAAGAAUCUCACAAGAGGUUUGGAUGAGCUUCACCAAGGAAGUUUAUCUGGUGCAUAUUCUGCUUGGGUUGUGAAUAAUUUUGAUAUUUACAUCAUUGGGAUGACAAACCCUGACGGGAGAUACUAUCUGGAAGAGAGCGGUAAUUACUGCUGGCGAGGAACUGGGUCAGGCAUAGAUCUGAACAGAAACUUUGACUGGAACUUCGCAGGUCCGGGAAGUUCUAAAGAUUCCCAUGAUGAGGAAUUCAGAGGUCCAAGACCAUUUUCAGAACCAGAGACGGGUGUUUUUAUAAAACUGGCGGCCAAAAUAUCUUUUGAUGCCUUUUUGUCUUUCCACUCAGGGAUUCGUCAAAUUUAUCUUCCGUUUGCAGAUACAAAAUCCAAGCAGCAGAACAGAUUACCAGAGAAUAUAGACCAUAUGUUGAAGCUUGCCAGGCGAAUGUCACAUUCUUCACCCUCACGACCAUUUCAGUUUGGCCUGGCUCAUCGUCUGAUUGACUAUUCAGCAGACGGCACCUCUUUUGAUUACAUGGCGGGUGUUGCUUCGGUUCCGUUUUCACUGGCAGUUGAAAUGUGGGGUCAUGAGAAUCAUACAGGAUCAAGCUGCUUUGACGAGUUCAACCCUAGGAGUGAACACUUGCAGGAGGAAGUGGCACUGGUACAUCCAUUGUAUGUGGAGAUGCUUUCAUAUUUGUUGACCUGGAAGACGAGAAAAUCAGCAGCCAGAAAUAGGGCAUCUUCUACCUUGAUACGGGUGAGGAAAGAUAACAGCCUCAACUCAGAACACCAGCAAGAUGUCUUAUAUGCAUCCCAGACUUCCCGAGAGAUUAGCCGUAGUGCCUCAUUUGAAAGCCAAAUUAUAUACGUGAUCUUUGCUCUGGUGGUUACUGGAUGUGUGAUUCUUGGUGUCCGACAUACGUGUCAACUUAUGCGUAAAAAACGUAUUGUCAGUUUGAAAUCAUUAAGCUUGACAUUUUCAUUAUGUAAACAUUUGUAG
Messenger RNA from Candidula unifasciata, 1356 nucleotides. NCBI's taxonomy places the organism in Eukaryota, Metazoa, Mollusca, Gastropoda, Stylommatophora, Geomitridae. The record is from the annotation of a GenBank genome assembly.